Molecule: messenger RNA, 2348 nt
Organism: Papaver somniferum (opium poppy)
Lineage: Eukaryota; Viridiplantae; Streptophyta; Magnoliopsida; Ranunculales; Papaveraceae
Product: UDP-xylose transporter 1-like
Exons: 8
Coding region: 1124-2155 (343 amino acids)
Cellular component (GO): Golgi apparatus
Molecular function (GO): UDP-xylose transmembrane transporter activity; antiporter activity
Source: RefSeq, a predicted model, not a curated record
UCAAGUCAUUAUUGCUAGUCAUUAGCAAGUUGAGUCGUGAGUUGGAGCUAAAUCAAAUCAAAAACUCAGAUGUAACUCGCAACCAAACUCGAUAAUAAUCAUAAAAAUCAAGAACUCAGGUAUAACUGGCCCCUUAUUUCAGCCGUCAACUUUCAGAAUACAUCCCUUUGGAGUCGAUGUACACCAUCAUCUUGAACUCGGAAGCACCUCCAUUCUCGUCCAAGAUCUGUAGACAGCUACCAUUCACGACUAAUCCAACCAAAAUCCCAAAUAAGAAUUCAACCAUCCAUACCAAACUACUCUCUAUUGCCUGCAAUCAUUAGUUGAUGGAGUUGAUUCCAACUGUAUUCACGGCUGCAAACUUCCCAUACGACCAUCCUUUCUAUUGCUCGACUUCACAAGCACCUUCCAUUUGUCCUCAUGUUUUCUACUCCUCAGAGACAGCUAACACGAGCAACACCACUUCAGCGAAACCCAUUCGAGAUCCACAAAAAAACAACCAAUUAUCUUCUUCACAGUUGUGCAUUAGCGAGACAGGCCAUCUUACUCAUGAUUCUCACUGCGACAAUUUCUCAAACAAAUCAUGCCCUUUUGACACGAACUAACAGUCCAUCCACUUCUCAUUCGACUGAAUCUCAGUCCAUGCACUAACCCCAAUCUCAAUUCCACCCGAACUUCACCAUUUAAUCAAGAGACAAAUCCAUAAACCAAGUCUCUUCUUUGCUCCACCGACAAGACGAUGAAUUGAAACCACGUACUGCACUUCUCUAUAAUUGAAAUUACCCCUUCAUUCUUACUUCAAUCUCUCCUUGCACCGAUUAUAACAGCUCAAUCAUCUCCACCACUCUUGCUGACUCCGAUGCCGCUCCAUAGCCCAUAUAAAUCAAUCCCUUAAUUAACCCCUAAAUUCCACUAUUCAAUCAAUCCCUUAAUUAAUCAUCUAUCUAAACAAUAAAUAUAUACAGGAGAAAAAGAGAAGAAGAAGAAGAGAGAAAGUUAGGAUUUUGGUUCUCCGUCUAAACCUAAGUGAAUAGUGAAUCUAAUAGACAAGAACGAGAUCGGAUUUUCUUUUCUAUGUUUUUUAUGCGAUAUCUCUAAAAAUCGAGGGUAAAUAGACAUAAAAAUGGGAGAAACACCAAGGUUACAGCUCGGGGUAAUUGGUGCUCUAGCACUUUCAGUUACAUCUUCUGUUGCCAUUGUAAUAUGCAACAAAGCUCUAAUGAGUAAUCUUGGAUUUCCGUUCGCUACAACAUUAACUAGUUGGCAUCUAAUGGUUACAUUUUGCACACUUCAUGUGGCACAAAGAUUCAAUGUUUUUGAGACCAAGGUGGUCGACACCAAAACUGUGAUGCUUUUCGGUAUCCUAAAUGGCGUGUCUAUUGGACUUCUCAAUUUAAGUCUUGGAUUCAAUUCCAUUGGAUUCUACCAAAUGACAAAACUUGCAAUUAUACCCUUUACAGUACUGUUGGAAACCCUGUUUCUCAAGAAGCAGUUCAGUCAGAAUAUCAAGUUCUCUCUUUCUCUAUUGCUACUCGGAGUUGGCAUUGCGUCGAUAACAGAUCUCCAGCUUAAUCUUGUCGGAUCAAUUAUCUCUCUACUCGCAAUCGCAACAACAUGUGUCGGCCAAAUUCUGACCAACACCAUACAGAAGAGACUUAAUGUAUCAUCUACACAACUUCUCUAUCAAUCUGCCCCAUUUCAAGCUGGCAUACUCUUUGUUUCCGGCCCUCUAGUUGAUCAAUGCCUCACCAAACAAAAUGUCUUUGCCUACAAAUACUCUCCUUUCGUCUUGGCAUUUAUUAUUCUUUCGUGUGUGAUAUCCGUAUCGGUGAACUUUAGUACAUUUUUGGUGAUUGGAAAGACAUCUCCUGUUACAUAUCAAGUAUUGGGUCAUUUAAAGACAUGCCUUGUUCUUGGAUUCGGCUACACAUUACUACAUGAUCCUUUCACAAACCGAAAUAUCAUCGGUAUUUUCGUCGCUAUGUUUGGGAUGGGGUUGUACUCUUACUUUUGUACUCAUGAAAAUAAAAAGAAACAGAUUAAUGAUCUCUCCAUCUCUCAGAUCAAAGAGACAACACCAUUUUUAGGGAAUAAAAACAUGGGGCACCAAGAUAUGGAAGAGGUGAAAAAACCAAACAAGGAUUCUCUUGUUUAAUAUACGUACCUACUAGCUAGUUAUGUCUAUGUAUCCAUGUGUAUACGGAGGAGUAUAAAACAAACAAGACCUUGCUUACCUCUUUUGAGAUACAUUAUUUUUCCCUUUUUGGAUUCAAAAUGAGUGUAAAUGAUUUGAUAAUUCUUUUAAUAAAGUUCAUAAUUUCUUGGUUCUCCAAAGUAAUUAUUUUGUA